Molecule: messenger RNA, 978 nt
Organism: Lindgomyces ingoldianus
Lineage: Eukaryota; Fungi; Ascomycota; Dothideomycetes; Pleosporales; Lindgomycetaceae
Exons: 2
Coding region: 48-905 (285 amino acids)
Biological process (GO): peptidyl-proline hydroxylation to 4-hydroxy-L-proline
Cellular component (GO): endoplasmic reticulum
Molecular function (GO): L-ascorbic acid binding; iron ion binding; procollagen-proline 4-dioxygenase activity
Source: RefSeq, a predicted model, not a curated record
UCCUCCUCCUCCUCCCCCCACCACAGUCUUUACCGAUUCUAGCAACAAUGGCUCCGUCCAUAGCCAGCCUCAUUCAAUUCAGCAUUCUAGGUCUCCUUGGAUAUAUUCUUGCAGGGGCUCCCUUACUUUCCAUUCUCUUGCCCUCAUCCAGAAGUGCACACGAGGUUCAGGUCUUGAGCGGAGAUAAAUUGGAGAGCUUAGUUGUUCCAGAGAAGGGGCUCAAGUGCCCGGAGCAUGGCUACGGUGUGCAUAUUUUUGAGCGGGAGCCAUUGGUCGUGUACAUUGAAGGAUUUUUGAGUGGGGAGGAGGCAGAGCAUGUUGUACGGAUGAGUGAAUCCAAAUUCACCCCCUCCACCGUCUGGACCUCCGGCAUCGAACAUCUCGAUCCUUCCGUCCGACGCUCCGAAAAAGCGCAAUUAGACCGCGAUGUCGUGGUCAAAUGCAUCGAAGACCGCGCGCGCAAGUUCCAGGGCUGGCGGCCACACCUCUUCAUCGAGAAGCUCUGGAGCCAGAGAUACACCGAAAACGGACACUACCGCCAUCACUAUGACUGGAGUACGAGCACGAAGUCCUGUGGUAGAGUCAGUAGUUUUAUGGUCUACCUAGAAGCGAAUUGUACCGGCGGUGGGACGAAUUUUCCCCGGUUAAGGAAGCCAGUGGAGAAGAGUUGGUGUCGGUUUAUUGAGUGCGGAGAGGACGGGGGCGAAGUGGUGGGAAUGGAGGCAGAGGAGGGGGUAACGUUUAAACCAAUUAAAGGGAAUGCGGUGUUUUGGGAGAAUUUAAGGGCGGAUGGGUCGGGGUAUAAGGAGAGCUGGCAUGCGGGGUUGCCAGUCAAGAGUGGGAUUAAGAUUGGCCUGAAUAUUUGGAGUUGGUAUCAGGAGGGGUGGGCGCCAGAGGGGGAGUAGGGGAGUAAUUUGGGCUGUGUACGAUGAGGAGUCUGAUAGGAUAGUAAUCUGGUGUUUGUCCUGCGAGUUGGAG